Messenger RNA from Geosmithia morbida, 2643 nucleotides. RefSeq names its product calcium permeable stress-gated cation channel. Gene Ontology annotation, cellular component: plasma membrane. The transcript has 4 exons. Lineage: Eukaryota; Fungi; Ascomycota; Sordariomycetes; Hypocreales; Bionectriaceae. Gene Ontology annotation, molecular function: calcium-activated cation channel activity. The coding region runs from base 1 to 2643 and encodes 880 amino acids. The record is from RefSeq and is a predicted model, not a curated record.
AUGUAUAACCCAGGCGACAACGACACGUGCGAUUCGCAAGAAUAUAUCCGACCAGCUUCCAAGACGACAAAGGACCUGGGCAUCCAGCUGGGUCUGUCCCUCAUCAUCGGUGUCUCCGCCUUCGUCACCUUCUGCACACUCCGUCCGAGAUGGCCCUUUCUGUACGCGGCACGCAAGCGCCGCCUCGAACCGAAGAUUGUCCUCCCGGCCUUGUCCAACACGUUCCUCGGAUGGAUACCGAGGCUGUACAGGAUCUCCGAGCAGGAUGUCCUCACCACGGCCGGGCUGGACGCAUUCGUGUUCCUGAACUUCUUCAAGAUGGCCAUUCGCCUGUUUGCCAUCAUGGCCUUCUUCGCAACGCUCAUCCUCCUCCCGAUCAAUAACAAGUACCGCAAUUUCCGCCUCUCGUUUGGCGGAAAUGGAACCUCGGGCAACAGCACGGAAGAGAUCGACCUGUUCGGCAUGCACCCGACGCACCUACCGCUCGACGACGACGUCCUCGGCGGCGGCGGCGGCCACGACGACAAGGACCACAGCCGCGAUAGGCCGUACCUCUGGGCCUACGUCAUCUUUACCUACUUCUUCGUCGCCUUGACGCUCUACUUCAUCAACUGGGAGACGUUCCGCAUCAUCCGCCUCAGGCAGAAGUACCUGGGUCUGCAGUCGACCGUGACGGACAGGACGUUCCGCCUGACUGGCAUUCCGUCGGAAAUGCGAUCGGAGGACGAGAUCAAGCAGCUCAUCGAGAGCCUGCAUAUCGGGCAUGUGAAGAAGGUCAUGCUCUGCCGCGAUUGGAGGGAAAUUGACGAUCUCAUGGAGCAGCGCGAUCGGACGCUCCGACAGCUCGAGAAGUCCUGGUCUCGUCUGCUCAGGGCUCAAGCCUCCGCCAAGCCGGCCGAGGCAAACCACCACUCCCACGGCGACGGCACGGCAGCAGAUGACGGUACCGACGCUGUCGACGGGGGACCGGGGCCGGACGAGAAUGGACAGCUGCUCGGGCACGGUUCCGAGCCGUCACACGUUGCCGAGGCAAAGCGGCCGAAAGUCACCAUCUACUACGGGCUUCUCAAGCUGCGGUCCAAGAAGGUGGAUGCGAUCGACUACUACGAAGAGAAGCUGCGACGUCUCGACGAGAAAGUCGUCGUCGCCAGGGGCCGCGAGUACAGGUCGACCGACAUGGCCCUGGUGACCAUGGACUCGGUCGCGUCGUGCCAGAUGCUCAUCCAGGCCAGGAUCGACCCCCGACCGGGCAGGCUGCUGACCAAGCCCACCCCGGCGCCGGCGGACCUGGUCUGGAAGAACAUGUACGCGCUGCGCGGCAUCCGCAGGCUCAAGUCGUGGGCCAUCACCAUCUUCAUCACGUUCCUGACGCUGCUGUGGAUCUUCCCGACGGCCUUCAUCGCCUCGUGGCUCAGCAUCUGCACCGUCAAGAAGGUCGCCCCGUCGCUGUGGGGCUGGCUCAACAGCCACACGCUCAUCUACUCGCUGCUGCGGAACGGCGUGCCCACCCUCGUGGUCUCGCUGCUCAACGUUGCCGUCCCCUAUCUGUACGACUGGCUGUCCAACCGGCAGGGCAUGAUCUCGCAGGGUGACGUGGAGCUGUCGGUCAUCAGCAAGAACUUCUUCUUCACCUUCUUCAACACCUUCUUCGUCUUCGCCGUCUCGCGCACGGGCUUCGACUUCUGGAGCACGCUGCAGGAGCUGCUCAAGGACACGAGCAAGAUACCGGCCGCCAUCUUCUCCGACGUCGAGGAGCUCUCCAUCUUCUACAUCUCCUUCAUCAUGCUGCAGGGCAUCGGGCUCAUGCCCUUCCGCAUCCUCGAGGUCGGCAGCGUCUUCCUGUACCCCUUCUCGCGGCUGAUGUCGGCCACGCCGCGCGACUUCUCCGAGCUGCGGGAGCCGCCGGCGUUCCAGUACGGCUUCUUCCUGCCGACGGCCCUGCUCGUCUUCAACCUCUGCCUCAUCUACAGCAUCCUCCGCAUGGGCUUCCUCAUGCUCAUCUUCGGCACCAUCUACUUCGCCCUCGGCUACUUCACCUUCAAGUACAUGCUCCUCUACGCCAUGGGUCAGCCGCAGCACGCCACCGGCGGCGCCUGGCGCAUCAUCUGCUACCGCAUCCUGGUCGGGCUCGUCGUCUUCGAGGUCGUCAUGGUGGGCCAGAUCGCCUCGCUCAAGGGCUUCGUCCAGUCCGUCUCGAUCCUGCCUCUGAUCCCCUUCACGGUCUGGUACAGCUACUACUACAACCAGCGCUUCGAGCCCCUCACGAAGUACAUCGCCCUCCGGGCCAUCCAGCCCAACGAGAACGAGGACGAGGACGCUUACGGCGGCCUCCUGGGCGGGUCGGCCAUCCUGGACGGUGAGCCGUUCGACGACGAGAGCGGCAUCAGGCCGUCGCAGGUCGUCUUCCGUCGCGGCAGCACCUUGGACGAGUUCAAGGAGCAUGGCCUGACGUUUGUCAAUCCGAGCCUGGUGGUCCCUCUACAACGCCCCUGGAUCUACAGGGACCAGCCACCACCGGUACCAGAUGAUGACUCCGAGACCACAGAGGGGCAGCAGCCCAGUCUCAUCGUCCCCGACUCCGACGCAUCUCUCGGUAUCGGGGAAGACAAUGUUUGGAGGGAUUCUGGAAAUAAUGCGGCCUAA